AGUUCCAAAAUCCAAAGAGUAGAAGAAGUGAGUUUCCGGUUUAGUCUCGGCUCCCGCCCCGCGCCGCCAUGAUGAAGUCCUGAACAAAAACCAUCAGACUCGAGCAAAAUGGGGGUAACACGGACUGAAAAUGAAAAAUGCCGACCAUAAUUCAGUAAUGACAAUGUAAAGUGGAGCUCGGGGCAAAUGCACAAACGUGGAUGAACGCACUCUCCAUCAGCGGCGUCUCCGCUCCAUCUCGGCGUUGCGUUAUUUGGUUAGCGUUUUGGCUAACCGUGGCUUCAGCUGCCUGUGAUUUCUCUGGAAGAGCGCUGCUGCUCUCAAAGAAAGCUAAGCGGCUAUAGCAGCUAGCAGGCGUCUGUCAGAGAGCUGUCAUUUCAAUUGACUGGCACAUACCCAUGUCAAGUUCUGCAGACGCGCUAGUUGUGCAUUUGACUGUGGGCACAAGGAUGGAGAGGGAUUCGAGUGAAAACAUCGGCAGUCACAAUGUGGUUUAUUCUUGUUGAAUAGACCCCACCAGCGCCGAGGAGAGGGGAGUGAGACCAAUAUUUUCCUACCAGGCCAGUCAGCUAGCUCAUUGCUAGCUACAGUGGAUCCCAAAAGCCACGGCGCUGGCCAUGCCGUCGAGUGUACGGGCCGGGAGCCUGAAGGACCCGGAGGUGGCUGAGCUGUUCUGCAGGGAGGACCCUGAGAAGCUCUUCACAGACCUGCGGGAAAUUGGCCAUGGGAGCUUUGGGGCAGUCUACUUUGCCCAUGACAUCCGGACCAAUGAGGUGGUGGCCAUCAAAAAGAUGUCCUACAGUGGCAAGCAGUCCAAUGAGAAAUGGCAAGACAUCAUCAAAGAAGUGAAGUUCCUCCAGAAGCUGCGGCACCCCAACACUGUGGAGUACCGAGGCUGCUACCUGAAAGAGCAUACUGCAUGGCUGGUGAUGGAGUACUGCCUGGGCUCAGCGUCUGACCUUUUAGAAGUUCACAAGAAACCCCUUCAGGAAGUUGAAAUUGCUGCCAUCAUCCAUGGUGCACUGCAGGGCCUGGUGUAUCUUCAUUCUCACAACAUGAUUCAUAGGGAUGUGAAAGCAGGAAACAUCUUGCUAACAGAGCCAGGCCAGGUUAAACUGGGAGACUUUGGAUCUGCCUCCAUAGUUGCUCCUGCCAAUUCCUUUGUGGGGACACCUUACUGGAUGGCUCCCGAAGUAAUCCUGGCCAUGGACGAGGGUCAGUACGAUGGAAAGGUGGAUGUGUGGUCACUUGGCAUUACCUGCAUAGAGCUGGCUGAAAGGAAGCCUCCUCUGUUCAACAUGAAUGCCAUGAGUGCCUUAUACCACAUCGCCCAGAAUGAGAGCCCUGUGUUGCAGUCAAAUCACUGGUCAGACUACUUCCGCAAUUUUGUGGAUUCCUGUUUGCAGAAACUUGUCCCAGACAGACCUACCUCUGAUGUGCUGCUCAAGCACCACUUCCUAUGCAGAGAGCGCCCUAUGACAGUUGUGAUGGAUCUAAUUGCACGAACGAAGGAUGCUGUUCGAGAGUUGGACAACCUUCAGUAUCGAAAGAUGAAGAAAAUUCUUUUCCAUGAGGCACACAAUGGACCAGCCCCUGAAGGAGGUGAUGAUGAGGAGGAUGUGGAGCAGUACAUGCUACGUACUGGUACAGUAAAUAGUAUGGAGAGCUCUCAUUCUCUGCCGUCCAUGUCGAUCAGCGCCAGCUCCCAAAGCAGCUCCGUCAACAGUCUGGCAGACGGCUCUGACGACAGUGGCGAGAUGGCCAUGAUGCAGGAGGGAGAGCACACGGUCACGUCCAACAGCUCCGUUUUGCACAAGCCUCUGAGCCAUGACAACAUCUAUGAUGACCCUUAUCAACCUGAAGUUGACCCACAGCGAGAGGCUUCAGGAGGAGGGGGAGGUGGAGGGGGUGGGAGACGCCGGCGGAGAGACCAUUUUGCCACAAUCAGAACAGCCUCACUGGUCACACGUCAGAUCCAGGAACAUGAGCAGGGGUCUGCUCUCAGAGAACAGAUGUCUGGGUAUAAGCGUAUGAGGCGACAGCACCAGAAGCAGUUGAUGGGCCUUGAGAACAAGCUGAAGGCAGAAAUGGAUGAGCACCAAUUGAGACUUGACAAAGAGUUGGAGAAUCAGAGGAACAAUUUUUCUAUGGAAGGGGAGAAACUUUCCAAGAAGCACCAGGCCAUUUUAGAAAAAGAGACAAAAGCAGUUCUGACUGAGGAGAAGAAGUUUCAGCAGCAUAUACUGGCACAGCAGAAGAAGGAGCUGACAAGUCUUCUGGAGUCCCAGAAGAGACAAUAUCGCCAGCGCAAGGAGCAACUUAAAGAGGAACUGAACGAGAACCAAUCAACGCCAAAGCGUGAGAAGCAGGAAUGGCUGGUGCAUCAGAAGGAGUGUCUACAGCAGUUACAGGCUGAAGAAGAGGCAGGUCUGCUUCGGAGGCAGAGGCAGUAUUAUGAACUCCAGUCUCGCCAAUACAAGAGGAAGAUGUUGUUGGCUCGACACAACCUCGAGCAGGAUCUGCUUCGAGAGGAACUGAACAAGAAGCAGACGUUGAAGGACUUGGAGUGUGCCAUGCUGCUGCGGCAUCAUGAGUCCACCCAGGAGCUGGAGUUCCGUCAGCUCAGUUUGGUGCAGCGCACUCGGGCCGACCUGAUCCGCACACAGCACCAGACUGAGCUCACCAACCAGAUGGAAUAUAACAAGAGGCGUGAACAGGAACUACGCCAGAAACACGCCAUGGAGGUUCGCCAACAGCCCAAGAGCCUGAAAUCAAAAGAACUCCAAAUUAAGCGGCAGUUCCAGGACACAUGCAAGAUCCAGACGCGCCAGUACAAGGCGCUGAGGAACCACCUGCUGGAGAAUACACCCAAGGCCGACCACAAAGCCGUGCUGAAGCGCCUCAAAGAUGAACAGACUCGUAAGCUGGCCAUCCUGGCUGAGCAGUAUGACCACUCCAUCAAUGACAUGCUGUCCACUCAGGCUCUCCGGCUGGAUGAGACCCAAGAAGCCGAGUAUAAGGUUCUCAGGAUGCAGUUGCAACAGGAACUGGAGCUGCUGAACGCUUACCAGAGUAAAAUCAAGAUCCAUACAGACACUCAGCAUGAGAGAGAGGUGAAAGACCUGGAGCAGAGGGUGUCCAUCCGCCGUGCCCUGCUAGAACAAAGGAUUGAGGAAGAGAUGCUGUCUUUGCAAAAUGAGCGCUCUGAAAGAAUCCGCACUCUCCUGGAACGGCAGGCCAGUGAGAUAGAGGCCUUUGAUUCAGAGAGCUUGCGUCUAGGCUUUACCAACAUGGCUCUGUCUGGGAUGCCUGGUGAUGCUUAUUCCAAACAAGGAUACUCCAAUGCCCCUCCCUCUGGAUCCCGAUCAGGAGGCCACUGGAGCCACGGCCUGCACCCCCAGAACUCCUCUGCACAGCCACCACAACACUCGCGACGCAGCCACAACAGCGGCAGCGGGGGAGGAGAGCGCAGGAGCGAGUCUUCCUCCCACGCCCUGGCCCUGGCUUUGGGCAGAGAGGGGAGAGAAGUGCACCAUUCAUCUCGCUCUUCAGCCUCCUCCUCUUCGUCAUCCUCGUCGUCAUCCUCGCACCAUCAGCGCCACCAGCUGCCUCAGCACUACCAUCAUCAGAGCACACCACAGCUGUACCGUGAGCGGGAGAGGGAUCGCGAACGUGAGCGUGAGAAGGAGAGGGAAUGGGGAGCACACCCGCACCCCGUGCCCUUCUCCCACCACCUGCCCUCGCGCUCUUCCUCACAAUCUCUGGCCAUGCUCCCACCUCCACCACCUGCUCCUCCCUCCAUUUCUGGGCCGUCCUCCUCUUCAUCAUCCUCCUCUUCGUCACAGGGGGGUAUGUAUGGUGGUGUAGGGGGUAGUGGGGGCCUGGGAGUGCGUGGUGCUCCUAGUUUGAUGGCUCUUAGGAACAGCCCCCAGCCACUGAGGAGGACGGCCUCAGGUGGGGGUCCCGGGGGCGCAGGUGGCAGUGAUGGAGUCUUGAGCCGAAGCACCUCUGUCACCUCUCACAUCUCAAACGGCUCCCACCUGUCUUAUUCCUAAACAGCCCUAUGAGCAGGAGUGGGUGCAUGAAGACGGUAGCACUCACUUUUCACAUCUUCUAUCUGUCCCUGACCAAAUGAGGUAUAAUAUUUGAGGUGCUCACUGCAAAGCCAAUAGGACUGAGUGUCACAAUUUUCAAGGUACACGGGAGAUUGCUCUGAUUCAUAGUUUGUGCUGCAUGGGCCCAAAACAUGGUAGUUUGUAAUUUGGCCAUGCAGUGAGCACUCUCGUAACAUUUCAUCUUAAAGGCACACAUAGUGAAGACUUGAUGAUGACAGACUGAAACAUAUGUGACCUGCUCAUUUAGACUCAGGGGGAGAGAGGUGUUCUUCCAUUCUCUACACUACUUAGUCAGAAAUGGAAAACUUGUGACCAUCUGUGAGUAAUUUUGAGUGAGCUUAGAUGAAGAGGUUUGUGUUUACUGUUUUGAUCUCAUCACCUGUAUAAAAAGGUCUUUGCCUUUUGUCGCAGAGCAUGGAGAGUUGUGGGCAGAUAUGUCUUCUAUGAUGUUCUUUGCUGGAAUGGAGAAAGACUAAGAACACAACGACGGAAACAGGAAUACUCUAUCUGCAAUGUGUAUGUAUGUGUAUGUAGUAUGUAGUGUCCAGAUAUAUUUAGCAAGUUCUUGCUAUUGAAGUUCCAGGAAAGGACAGCAUCAACAAAGAUGACUUUGCAGUCGGUCAUACACUGGAGAUACCAGGAAACACUUUUUCAUUUUACAAUAUUUGAUUUUUAAUAGCAAAAAAAACAAACGAGUUGCUUUGCUCAUCACCAAUGCCUUUAAGCAGCUCUUAAAGGGAUGUUGUGCCAUCAGUUAUAUUUAAUUCAAUGCAGAAUGUUUAUUGAGGAAAGAUGCUGAUUUAAUAGUGCAAAUGGAAUAAGGCUAAGCAUUUUAUGUGAAAGAUGUACAAAACUAAAGAACCCUUUUCGGCAUCAUGACAUACUGAAUAUCCCAACAUGCGUGUCUACUAAAAUCACUCCCAAUGCAUGAGAUAGAUGUUCAAGACAUUUGUAAACAUGAUCAGACACAUUUGAAAUGUACUGUACAAGUUUCACUGACAUUUACAAUUGUGUGUCCCACGGUUUUGAUCUUUAUUGUACUGUAUAUAUUUAUGGAAAUACUAAAAACAAGCUCAAGUUUUUGGUUUUAUAGGAUAACACAGAUAAUGAUAGUAAUUUUGAUAAAUCAACGUGAAUAUUGAAUUCAAGAUUUAGAGCAAACUCUAACUGCAUUUUCUACAGGUGUCAAUAUUAUAAUUAUUCUUAAUGUGUUUGUUGUAUACAGUACAUGUUCACAGUUUUCUGCAAGCAAGAAAGUGGCCCACUUUUGACCCCUGCACUGGGACAAGAGUUAAAAGAAAGAAGAGCUGCCAGGUGUGGUGUGUUCAGAGUGUUAAUGAUUAUUAAUAACAUAUUAUUAAUAAUUGUUAAGAAAACAGUUAAAGCAGUAAAGUAUGGUUCUAUUGCCACAUUUUCAUAGCCACAUCCCUCUGGAGAGGACUUUCCACUAUUAUAUGAACUCAGUGGAAUGAAACGUUUUACAAUUAGCCACUGGAAUGUAAAUGCUGUUUUUAAAUUUUAUUUUAAUGUCUGUGAACUUUUGUUGGUGAAGAUGAAGUGAGCAAUCCUAGUUGAUAAUCUGAUUUUUGAAGGUUUUCUGAAUUGAGGACUGUGACAGGGUGAUGGAGGGGCCUGGACUGAGCUGCUGUGUUUUUGCGCCCCCUUGUGUUGCACAGCAGCAGUGACCGAAACAGCCCUAUCCCAGCACCCGAGAGACCAAUCAGUGUUUGACAAGGUCCAAAGGUUCUUUCUCUCAUACUUCAAAUACUUGAAGGACUCUAUGUUGUUUUUUAUGUUACAAGAAAAAGAUGAUCUCGCUGUUUGUAUGACUCAGAAACACCAGCUAAAGACAUUUCCCUGUAUAAUCUACUUGCUUGGUUGGAAUCUCAGUGCAUGCAUAAAAUCCUUAUAUAAACUAAGACAAGGACAGUUUCUGGAUGGCUUCACAGUUUUAGUUGGAACUAGUUUAGUUUUAGUUUUAAUUUAUUUAGAUGGAUUUGUCAUUGUCGCAGGUGUCACACAUGUCAGGAGUGAGGCUCUCCUACCCACCCAUACUUGAAGGUGAAAAGAAUUUAGAAGGGCAGAUGAUAUUAGAAGAAAUUCCACAUUGAAGAGAGUCUUAACACUACAUUGAAAAAGGAAUG
Messenger RNA from Boleophthalmus pectinirostris (great blue-spotted mudskipper), 6259 nucleotides. It is a transcript of the gene taok2b, whose product is annotated as TAO kinase 2b. The transcript has 20 exons. The coding region runs from base 618 to 4055 and encodes 1145 amino acids. Gene Ontology annotation, biological process: protein phosphorylation. The record is from RefSeq and is a predicted model, not a curated record. NCBI's taxonomy places the organism in Eukaryota, Metazoa, Chordata, Actinopteri, Gobiiformes, Gobiidae. Gene Ontology annotation, molecular function: ATP binding; protein kinase activity.